AUGAGCUACGUAAACCUUGUAUUUUUUAUGAUAUAUCCCUUUCUCUUUCAACUUGUUUUGUCCUCAUCCUCACCUCAUUUAUGCCCCAAAAAUCAAGCUCUUUCUCUUCUACAAUUCAAACACAUGUUUACAAUAGAUCCUAAUGUUUCUGAUUAUUGUAUCGGCAUAGGAGGCCAAUGGAUUCAGUCAUAUCCAAAAACUCUUUCAUGGAACAAGAGCACAGAUUGUUGCUCUUGGGAUGGAGUUCAUUGUGAUGAGAUGACAGGACAAGUGAUUGAGCUCAACCUCACUUGCAGCAAACUUCAAGGCAAGUUUCAUUUCAAUAGUAGCCUCUUUCAACUCUCCAAUCUCAAAAGGCUUGAUUUGUCUUAUAAUGAUUUUUCUGGGUCGCUCAUUUCACCUAAAUUUGGUGAGUUUUCUAAUUUGACGCAUCUUGAUUUGCUUCUUACAAGUUUUACAGGUCUAAUCCCAGCAGAAAUCUCUCACCUUUCUAAAUUACGGGUUCUUCGUAUCCGGAGUGAUUAUGGGGUUAGAUUCGGACCUAACAAUUUUGAAUUGUUCUUGAAAAACUUGACCCAAUUAAGAGAGCUCGACCUUAACUUUGUGAACAUCUCUUCCACCUUUCCUCUAAAUUUCUCUUCUUAUUUAACAACUCUAUGGCUUCCAUACACACAGUUACGUGGGAUAUUGCCCAAAAGGGUUUUCCACCUUUCCAACUUAGAAUCUCUGGAUUUAACAAACAAUCCCCAGCUCACAGUUAGAUUUCCCACGACCAAAUGGAAUACCAGUGCAUCACUCAUGGAGUUAUAUCUGAGUGGUGUGAAUUUCAUUGGUAAGAUACCUGAAUUAUUUAGCCAUCUAACUUCAUUGGUUGACUUAGUGAUGAGUUCUUCCAAUCUCUCGGGGCCCAUUCUUAAUCCUUUAUGGAAUCUCACCAACAUAGAGGUUUUGGACCUUCAUAAUAAUCAUCUUGAAGGACCAAUUUCUCCGUUCUUGAGAUUUGGAAAGCUCAGGGAGCUCUCACUUAGAAAUAACAACUUUGAUCUCCAACUUGAGUACUUACCCUUUAACAGAAGCUGGACACAACUUGAAACGUUAGACUUUUCGUCCAAUUACCUAACUGGUCCAAUUCCAUCGGGCGUUAGUGGACUGCAAAACCUACAAUCACUCAGCUUGUCAUCAAACUACUUAAACGGGACUAUACCAUCCUGGAUAUUCUCCCUCCCUUCACUAUUUGAUUUAGACUUGAGUGAUAACCAUUUCAGUGGAAAGAUUCAGGAGUUCAAAUCCCAAACAUUGUUUUCCAUUUCUGUAAAACAAAAUCAGCUGGAAGGUCCUAUUCCAAAGUCAUUCCUAAACCAGCAGGGACUGUAUUAUCUUAUUCUUUCUCAAAAUAAUCUCAGUGGACAUAUUGAUUCAGCCAUCUGCGAUCUGAAUUUGGGUGUGCUAAAUUUGGGAAGUUGUAAUUUGGACGGAACAAUACCACAAUGUUUGGGUGAGAUGAGUGAACUUUGGGUUUUGGAUUUAAGCAACAACAGUCUUAGUGGGACAAUUAAUACAACUUUUAGUAAUGGGAACCAACUCAGAGUCAUUAAAAUGGAUGGGAAUAAGCUAGAGGGGAAAGUCCCACGAUCUUUGAUCAAUUGCAAAUAUUUGCAACUCUUUGAUUUAGGUAAUAAUGAGUUGAAUGACACAUUUCCAAAAUGGUUGGGAGCCCUACCUGAUUUGCAGAUUUUAAACUUGAGAUCAAAUAAGCUGCAUGGCCCUAUAAAUGAUUCAAGGACUGAGAACUUGUUUGCUAAAAUUCUAGUAAUAGAUCUCUCAUCCAAUGGAUUCAGUGGAGAUUUACCUGUGAGCCUUUUUGAGAAUUUUCAAGCCAUGAAAAUGAUUGGUGAGAAUAGUGGAACCCCAGAGUAUGUAGCAGAAACAUAUUCUACUUUAUACACAAAUUCUUUGAUAGUGACAACAAAGGGACUGGAUCUUGAACUUCCUCAAGUUUUGACUACGGACAUAAUUAUCGAUCUCUCAAUGAAUAGAUUUGAAGGUUCUAUCCCAAGUAUUAUUGGAGAUCUAAUUGGACUUCGUACGUUGAACUUGUCUCAUAAUAACUUGAAAGGUCAUAUACCAGCAUCAAUGCAACAUUUAUCUGUACUUGAAUCAUUGGAUCUCUCAUCCAACAAAAUCGGCGGAGAAAUUCCACAACAACUUGCAUCCCUCACAUCACUUGAAGUCCUAAAUCUCUCUCACAAUCAUCUUGUUGGAUGCAUUCCGAAAGGAAAACAAUUUGAUACGUUUGAGAAUAGUUCAUACCAAGGGAAUGAUGGGUUACGUGGAUUGCCACUCUCAAAAGAUUGUGGCAGUGAUGAAGGGGUACCACAAGCAACAACUCCAUUUGGGCUAGAUCAAGAAGAAGAAGAAGAAGAAGAAGAUGGAGAUUCAUCAAUGAUAAGUUGGCAGGCGGUUCUCAUGGGUUACAGUUGUGGACUUGUUAUUGGACUGUCCGUAAUAUACAUAAUGUUGUCAACUCGAUAUCCAGUGUGGUUUUCGAGGAUGGAUGUAGAAUUGGAACACAAAAUUCUUACAAGAAUGAAGAAAUACAAAAAAGGAUAUGUAACCUCCAGACUCAUGAUCGUUUUUCAUCAAAAGGUUGAAGAAACAUCAGGAAACCAUGGACCAAAGUUGCAGUCUGCUAUCUUAGCAGUUAAAAAGUUGGAGAAACAACCUCGGAAACCAAAGUUAGAAUCCUAG
Solanum verrucosum is the source of this 2748-nucleotide messenger RNA. Its product is annotated as receptor-like protein Cf-9 homolog. NCBI's taxonomy places the organism in Eukaryota, Viridiplantae, Streptophyta, Magnoliopsida, Solanales, Solanaceae. The transcript has 2 exons. The coding region runs from base 1 to 2748 and encodes 915 amino acids. The record is from RefSeq and is a predicted model, not a curated record. Gene Ontology annotation, molecular function: protein binding.